This is a messenger RNA of Dipodomys spectabilis (banner-tailed kangaroo rat), 1041 nucleotides long. RefSeq names its product trace amine-associated receptor 9-like. Lineage: Eukaryota; Metazoa; Chordata; Mammalia; Rodentia; Heteromyidae. Gene Ontology annotation, biological process: G protein-coupled receptor signaling pathway. Gene Ontology annotation, cellular component: membrane. Gene Ontology annotation, molecular function: trace-amine receptor activity. The record is from RefSeq and is a predicted model, not a curated record.
AUGGUAAACAAUUUGGCCCAAGCGGAAGCUGUGCAGCUCUGCUAUGAGAACAUGAAUGGAUCCUGUCUUAAAACCUCUUAUUUGCCAGGUCCUGGAGCAAUCCUGUACACAGUCCUGGGACUGGGGGCCGUGUUGGCUGUGUUUGGGAACUUACUGGUCAUUACUGCUAUCCUUCACUUCAAACAGCUGCACACACCUACGAAUCUGAUCGCAUCCCUGGCCUGCACUGACUUCUUGGUGGGAGUGACAGUGAUGCCUUUUAGCACAGUGAGGUCUGUGGAGAGCUGCUGGUACUUUGGGGAGAGUUACUGUAAAUUUCAUACGUGCUUUGAUACGUCCUUCUGUUUCGCCUCCUUAUUUAGUUCAUGCUGUAUUUCUGUUGAUAGGUAUAUCGCUGUUACGGAUCCAAUGAGCUAUCCAACAAAGUUUACCGUUUCAGUUUCAGGAAUACGCUUUGUUCUCUCCUGGUUCUUUUCCAUCACUUACAGUUUUUCCAUCUUCUACACUGGGGCCAACGAAGAAGGAAUUGAGGACUUAGUUGUUGCUCUGACCUGUGUGGGAGGCUGUCAAGCUCCACUAAAUCAAAAUUGGGUUCUGCUUUGUUUCUUGUUAUUCUUUCUACCCACUGUCGCCAUGGUGUUAAUAUACAAUAAGAUAUUUUUGGUGGCUAAGCAUCAGGCGAGAAAGAUAGAAAGUACAGCCAGCCAAGUUGUUUCAGCCUCAGAGAGCUACAAAGAAAGAGUAACCAAAAGAGAGAGGGCUGCCAAAACGUUGGGGAUUGCUGUAGCAGCAUUUCUGGUCUCUUGGCUACCAUACAUUAUUGAUGCUGUCAUUGAUGCUUAUAUGAAUUUCAUAACCCUUCCGUAUGUUAAUGAGAUAUUGGUGUGGUGUGUUUAUUAUAACUCAGCUAUGAACCCCUUGAUAUAUGCUUUUUUUUACCCCUGGUUUCGGAAGGCAAUAAAACUUAUUGUAAGUGGCAAAGUCUUACAGAGUGAUUCAUCAACCACUAAUUUAUUUUCUGAUGAAGCAAAUAUAGAUUAA